Messenger RNA from Gasterosteus aculeatus aculeatus (three-spined stickleback), 3854 nucleotides. RefSeq names its product phosphoinositide 3-kinase regulatory subunit 5. Gene Ontology annotation, molecular function: 1-phosphatidylinositol-3-kinase regulator activity. Gene Ontology annotation, cellular component: phosphatidylinositol 3-kinase complex, class IB. The record is from RefSeq and is a predicted model, not a curated record. Gene Ontology annotation, biological process: G protein-coupled receptor signaling pathway; positive regulation of MAP kinase activity. NCBI's taxonomy places the organism in Eukaryota, Metazoa, Chordata, Actinopteri, Perciformes, Gasterosteidae.
CUUCCGAGAGGUUGCGUGCGCUACAUGUUAAAAAGACAUCACGCAUAGUUUUGUCCUCACAAAAGUCGAUCAAUGAAUAUAAUUUCGAUGCAAUAAAAUCCUGUGAUUUGAUGAUGCACGAAGAGAAGCAGCAGGCAUUAAAACCGUGUGGCCUAAAUAGGCAAAGAUGUUGCACGAACAUCUUGUGGUUUACUCAGAAAGGCAAGUAGAUAAUCUGAACAAAGUGAAAGUAAAUGGUAAAGAGAUGGCCCUUAAAAGUCACAAAGAGCAGAAAUUUAAUUCAGGUUCAACCAUUAAUGGAAAAUUAGUGAAAGGUCAAACAGUGACAGACCAUUUUAAUCCAAGCAACUGGGUUGGUACAAAUGGUACAAGUGAAAAGCUCUUCUGUGCACUUUAUCUUUGAGCGUCAAAGUGAGAUGAUUUGACCGUGGUGUGACAAUAACAGACAAUAUGUCUUUAAAAAAAACAGCUCGCUAUAUAACCACCUGGGACAUUAUGAAUUAAUUUAAUUUGUCGUAACAGAUUGCAAUAUUAAAACACAAACUGCUUGCCUAAAACCCGUGACCAGGUGCUUUCGAGACGCUCUUGUGUCAUGUUAAAAGACUCCUCCUUCUAGUAGGUUUUGUUAAGCAACGCAGCCUUAAGGACUCAUUCAGUUCCUUUUUAGCAGCAGACGCUCACUAACUCUGCAGUCAGAGGGUCUAUUUUUAAAAAGGGCACCAACGAAGGAGGAUGUGGUCCCUCUAUUGUUUCCCCCGCCUGCUGGUGUGUCUCGAUUGAGGUCGAUCUGGGAUGAUCUAGGACACUGGAGACCGUAGGUAGAUGAUGCAGGUGACGGAGCCCAGCUCGUGCACGGAGGAUCGCAUCCAGCAUGUCCUUGAGCGCUGCCUCAGCGGCCUGGGUCUCGACACUCCCAACAAACAACUCUGGAACGCUGGGCUGUGCAUAAACCGCUGGUGUUUGGAGGAACUUGUAAAGAGAGAUGCCCACAACUUCCUCAUCCUUCUGCAGAAAAUACUGAGGAAAACAACAGAGGUGAUCCAGCAGUGUCGCUAUGAGCUGGUGGUGCCUCUCACUCUCCUGUUCUCGUCCACCCUCCUUAAAGCUCCUCAUGUGGCUCCGGACUGCGGGCUGCUGGAGGAGGCCUACCUGUUGUUCCAUCGUUUCCUGGCCUGGCCUGAGCCUUGCAGCUCUGCCAGUAAAACCCUGCUGAAAAUCAUCCAGAAGGAGCGCAGAGCACCAGGUAUUUCAUUUCAUCAGCUAGUUCGGACCGAGCAGGGUAUUUGCCCUGAGAUUCAGUUCUCCAAAACCAUAACGGUGCUAUUGGUGAACCCCGAUGAGUGCGUCCCUCCGGAGGUCCGGUCCAUCUCGGAGAAGAUAAGCGGCGCUCGGCGGUCCGGCAGAGACGUCGCCAUCACCCUCGUACUGCACAGCUUUCAGGCUUCUCUGGGCGCCACCUGCGACCUGCGAGCGCUACACGCCGCCCUGCAGACCAAGCGGGACGACGAGCUGGACCAGCUGGCGGAGGCCGUGACUGACCACAUGGAGGCCGCGGCUUCUGCGGCGGACCCCGAGACGGCUCGGCGAGCUCUGCUGCACGUCAUGGAGAAGCUCAGAGACAGAGUCGCUGGUCCCGCUGCUGUCUGCACGGACGCUGGGGCCGUUGAGACGUUUAUGCUGCCCUUCCCUAAAUGUCACACGUGCUCCUGGGAAAACGACAACUUUGAUUUUCUGAAAGACAUUCUCUCCUGCGAGUCCGACCUGGACUCCCCUCCGGACUGUUUCCUAGAAAACGAAACGGACAAUGUUAUCAAGGACACCAGUGUGGAUGGGGAAGACGGGGCAGAGGGAAACAAAGAGGACCAUGAGCUCCACAGCCACCGGGUCUCCACCGCAUCCUCGUCCUCGAGGGACUCCAGCUACUCUCUCUCCUCCAGCCACUCUCUCUCCUCCAGCUGGUCCGCCGUCUCCACGCCGUCCGGCUCGUCGGGCGUGGAGAGCGACUUCAGCGAGGACACGGACGGCGGGCCAGACAGCCGACCGAAGCUUCGAAAGAAACCCAAGAAGAAGUCCAGGUCCAUCUUAGGCGUGGAGCGCUUCUCCUUGCUGUUCAAGGGUCCCCGCAGCCCCGGCACCUGCCGGCGGGUCCAGAGCAUGGGCCACCGCCAGGACUUCCCCAGAGACGUUCCCACAGCCGGGCUCAACUCCUUGUCCCUGUGCAGACAAGUCCGCCCGCUGCAUGCGUGCGCCGCCACCCGCGAUCCCCUCUCCCCCCGGAAGCACAUGUGCGUGCGCAGGAGGCCGAUCAUGAGCUGCGACGAGGGCGAUGCGCAGGAGGCGCCGACCCUGGUCAAAGUGGUGGUGUUCGGAGGCGACAAAGAAGCCGGCAGGCUGGCCAGGGCCUACAGCGACCUGCAGCAGAAGGAGAGUAAAUGUCCCCGACUCACCAAGACAUGCAAACUGAGAUUCUACCUUGUUCCCACCAAAAGGAGAGCUACGGGAAGCUCUGGAGGACACGCAUCACCUGAGUCUAACGGCAGCGUGCUGGAGGACGGCACUCAGGACAUAGCCCAGAUGUUGGGCAUGAUGGACCCCUGGUACGAGCGGAACGUCCUCAGUCUGCUCAGCCUGUCCUCCGACGUCCUUUUUCAGACCGCCUGUAAGGACGACGCCGAGUCGGUGAGCGGCGAGGAGCGCCUUCCCCUGCUGGCUGACAUGGUGCUCUACUACUGCCGACAUGCAGACCAGCCGGUCCUGGUGCAGCUCUACCAGGCGGAGUUGACCCUGGCUGGAGGAGAGAGGAGAAAGGAAGUGUUUAUUCACUCCCUGGAGCUCGGCCACACUGCUGGAACCAGAGCAGUCAAGGCCAUGGGUUCUGCCAGUAAAAGGUUUGGAAUCGAUGAGGAACGGGAGGCCGUCCCUUUAACACUCAGUGUUGCCUACAACAAGGUAUUUGUUUCGACUUCCUCCGAACACAAACAGUAUCACUGCACGAGUUAUUUGAAAAGCCGCCCCGUCUACACCUGCUUACAGGUGGUGGUUAGUGGGAGGAGUCAGUGGAUCCAGAAGGAAGUGGUUUGCACAUCGAUCAAUCUCCACAAAGCAUGCAGGAACCCGGAGCAGCUGGAUACCAGAAUAGAAAGUCUGCAGUUGACAAUGACUGAAGUCGUCAAGAGGCAGAGCUCUAAGUCUAAAAAGGGCUACAACCAGCAGAUCUACAUAUCAGAGGUGAAGGUGGACAAGGUGCAGGUGCACGGUGGAGCGGAUGGAGCGACUUUCGCCGUGUGCCUGGAUCAGGAUGAGAAGAAGUUCAUCCAAAGUGUUACCAGGUGCGAGGUGUCUCUCUGCAGUAAACAAGGAAGCAGUUCAGACUGGAAGGCCUACAAGCCCUCGCCCGGCCAGGUGCAGCCUCUGCACCCGUCCUACUGCUCCCUGCUCUGCCUCCCCAUCACCUCUUUCUCCGCCUCGUGUCCCUGAAACACUUUGUACGAUGAACGAAUCCGGGCAUGUUGGAGCCGAGCGGACGCAAAGUUUACGUAAUGUUUUUGAUAAUUACAACAAGUCCAUAGCCAGUGACAAGUCAUCGGGAGACGUCUAUUUCUACAUCAGGUUUACCCUGUUGCUGUGUGACACAUUUUGAUUCGAUGGAUGUGUGUGUGACAGUUUAAAAGGAAUGUUUUCAAGCUUCCUGCAAUUUUCUCCUCUCUAUCUGCUGCAUAAGACAAAUUACUUGAUUGCUACUAUGUACGUUAUGUUGAUAUCAGAGUCAAAUACCAAGCUAUUUAUUUUUAAGUGAUUUUUUUUUUACAUUUUUCACACAACUGGAAUAAAAAUUACAUUAUAUAAAUAAUAAA